CUUUUGAUUAUUUUGACACACUGAGUGGUUGGGAGGACUUGAUUCCAAAGCACAAACUAUAGCAUUUCAACGUUUGUAGCAGCAGUAAUUGCAUUAUUUUCUCUACUGCAUUUGUUCCUCUCAUUUUUAGCUCUCUCAAUCAACAUUUGGAUUUUAUUGUUAUCAUUGGAAUCAAGCGCUGUGGUUAUGGAGGAAGGGUACCGUGGGACUAAUGACACUGAACCCCGAUGAAGCGUAUCCAAUGAUAGAACAAGCAGUGCCACUUCUUCAUUAAGGAGGCGAUCUUUAAGUUUAUCACAUGUUUAGCCAUCUCAAAUAGAUGAUGACAAUGAAAGUGAAUCUGUCUCAGAGGCGGGAGAUAUUGGCGAUCAGGCUCUUCAUAGCAACAGGCAUAGUGACAGUGGCAGCAUCUGCUUGUUUCCUUCAGAGGACGUUGAACUGCAAUCCUAAGGAUUCUGGGGUCAUGAUCCUGUUACAUCGAAAAUUUACCCUGUCACUCCCUUGCCAAAGGAAAUCAUAUCUCCUCUUUCCACUGAUCAAUCAUAUACGUGGACAAAAAGCCAGAAAAUACAACAAGGUUGCCAAAAUUCUUGGAAUAUAAGCAUGACUAAUUUAGCAGUUUUUGGCAUUCUUGGGGUCUUGACGAAAUAUCUUCUGCAAAAAUUGUUUGGCCUGGGAGUUGUUGGUGUAACAAGCGACAAAACCAUUCUCUACCUUGAUCUUCCUUCUAAUAUGGUUGGCUCUUUCUUGAUGGGGUGGUUUGGUGUUGUUUUCAAAGGAGAUAUAUCCUAUGCGUCCAAUUAUUUGGUCAUCGGAUUAUCAACUGGUUACUUAGGAAGCCUUACAACCUUCAGUGGUUGGAACCAGCUCAGUGUUGAAGGACAUUGGGUUUUUGCUCUGCUCGGCUUUUUGAUAGGUUUGUUUCUUGCGGCCUACUCCCUCAUUUUUGGGGUAGAGACAGCAAAGGGUUUUAGGCAGAUUCUUGAGAGGAACUAAGUCUGUGGUAUUACCAGCUCUAGAAGGAGGUGGAGGGUUGACAGCUACAAGCGUCACUUGGUAGCUUUAGCGGUGUUAUUGCUGAUGCUAAGUUCUCUGUGGAGUAUAGGUGGAAUACAAUUAAGAGAGGAAUUUAACAGUAGCAGCGGCGAGGCGGAACUAUGGUUGGGUUGCAUAGUUGGACCUUUUGGUGUGUGGAUCCGGUGGUUCCAUUUGGUACUUUAAUUGCCAAUGUUUCUGCAACUUGUGUAAUGGCGGCCCUAUCUACUGUGAAAAAAGUCGUAAGCUCAUAUGAUAUGAUCUCUGUCCACAUCCACUCCAUGACUUCAUCCUCACCAUUACCUUUCGCGUGUUAUUGUCUCGUGUCCAGCAAGCUUACAGUUCACAUAUAUUUGUCAUAUUAUAAACUGCUAAUAUUGUUAUUUUUUUUUCUCGUCAAGGUUUUAAAAGCUUCUUGGGGAAUUCUUGAACUGUACUAUUUUCUAUUGCAAUGUUUUUCCAACUGCAUUACCUUUGUCAUACAUUGUCUUGAUCCAUGCCCACGGUUUUUUCCUUUUUAAUAGAAAAUCUGACGUGCAGAAGUAUUUGUUUGUGCAGGCGAAUACUAAGACUUGCGACAUUGUUGCAACAGGCAUACAAUUUGGAUUUCUAGGUUGCCUGAGUACUGUUUCUACCUUCAUUGCUGAGUUCAACGAGAUGAGAGAAAACAAAUACCCUUGGAGAGCAUACGCAUAUACCAUGGCUACGAUAUGCACCUCGUUUGGUUUGGGAAUCCUGAUAUAUUGUGUACCCGUUUGGACAAGGGCAUACAAGUAUUAGCAUGCUUAGGCCAUUGUUUUGAUGUUUGUUCUGUGGUUAUGCCUCUGGGAUCAUGUUUGCCUAACCCGCGCGGUCUUCAGUAGCAUGCUCAGGCCAUUGUUUUGAUGUUUAUUCUGUGGUUAUUCCGUGGUGCUUCUUGAGUGUGUAGCAGAGUCUUGCGGGAAAGACACGAAAUAUAUCCUCAUCUAUCUAUCUCCGUCCUCUCGUGAUGAUAGAGAUGAAGGUAUACACCCGGUUUCAUGUAACUUUCAGCCAUCUCGUAGAACUAUCACUAGACUGGGUUGACCAGCUGCAACCAUUGCUAUCCUUAACAUCGGCCAAGUUCUUAUCGUUCAACAGAUGCGCGGUCUUCAAAGGAAUGUUUUCUUAGAAUUGUAGUGAUGCAACAAUUGCAAAGAAGAAGGAUAGUAUGAGAGCUGAAAUUUUCUCAUUGGAUUACCAUCCUCACACCAAAUGCGUGCAAAGAAUAUAUUACCGUUAGAGGAGGAGCAUCACACUCUCUCACUCUAUCAGAUCAUAUAAAAUCAUC
This is a messenger RNA of Malus domestica (apple), 2344 nucleotides long. NCBI's taxonomy places the organism in Eukaryota, Viridiplantae, Streptophyta, Magnoliopsida, Rosales, Rosaceae. The record is from RefSeq and is a predicted model, not a curated record.